Colossoma macropomum (tambaqui) is the source of this 551-nucleotide messenger RNA. RefSeq names its product trypsin inhibitor ClTI-1-like. The transcript is spliced from 4 exons. Lineage: Eukaryota; Metazoa; Chordata; Actinopteri; Characiformes; Serrasalmidae. Gene Ontology annotation, molecular function: protein binding; serine-type endopeptidase inhibitor activity. The record is from RefSeq and is a predicted model, not a curated record. The coding region runs from base 121 to 363 and encodes 80 amino acids.
GCCUGUGGGCUGGUACAGGGGGAGAGGGAAGGAGAUAAGUAGGUGGGCCGCUUUCGUCUGGCUUGUUUCAACCUGUAGACAGUCGUUAGUAAGACUACGAGUCUCCUGGUUCCGUUCACAAUGCUCGUAAGGGUCAUCCUCGUCCUUCUCUCCGUGGCUGCUUUGACCAGAGCAGCCGCCAUCACUAACAGGGUCAACGACGGAACGCCUGAUUGUGACCAAUACGCCCUUCCCAUUUGCACCCGCGAGUACAUACCUGUGUGCGGAUCAGACGGGAAAACACACUCAAACGAAUGUAUGCUGUGCCUUGAUAACAUGGAGAAAAAGACCAACACUUACAUAGUCAGAAAGAGGGCCUGUUAGAUCAAACGUCCACGACACCUGCUGUGCCACAUGUUCAGUGCCUGUCUGAGUUUCAGUGGUAUCCUGCAAACCACAUACGAUCUUUUUUAAUAUCAUGAAUGCUUUGUGAUCUCACUGUUUUAAGUUUGUUUUUUGUCUUUGUAUCAUUCUAGCUUUUUAUCUUAAUUAAAGAGUCUUAAGUUGUAAAA